AUGGUUUUUGGCGCUAUAGCGGGAUUGGGUGUGACGGCCUUGCCAGGUUCUGAUCAGGUCUUUGUAAAUUUAACUCUCUUCGUCACACUUCUCUGUGGAUGCAUUGUGAUUGGUCAUCUUCUUGAAGAAAGCCGAUGGAUUAACGAGUCCAUCACAGCUCUUGUUAUCGGUUUAUCUGCUGCAGGCAUCACUCGACUAACUACUAAUAGAAAGAGUCCUCAUCUUUUAGAAUUUGACGAACAGCUGUUCUUUGUUUAUGUUAUACCUGCCAUUAUAUUCAAUGCCGGUUUCCAGGUGAAAAUGAAGCACUUUUUCAGGAAUUUAGGGACCAUUGUGCUGUUUGGUGUCCUUGGCACAUUGAUAUCUUUCGGCGUCAUAUCAUUUGGUGCAUGGUUGUUACUCGGGAAGCUGGGCACUGGUCUGGAGUUAAGGGAUUAUCUUGCGAUUGGAGCUAUAUUUUCGGCAACAGACUCUGUUUGCACAUUGCAGGUGCUUGAUCAGGAUGAGACACCUCUUCUCUACAGCCUAGUCUUUGGAGAAGGUGUGGUAAAUGAUGCUACAUCAGUGGUGCUUUUUAACGCAAUCCAGAAAUUCGACCUCUCAAACAUCAACUCACGAGUGGCCUUAUCGCUUACUCUAACUUUUCUCUACCGAUUUGUGGGAAGCACUUUGCUCGGAGUAGUUGUUGGAUUGCUAAGUGCAUACAUAAUAAAAAAGAUAUACCUUGGGAGGAGGAAGUCAACCGAUCGUGAAGUUGCUCUCAUGAUUCUCAUGGCUUACCUUUCAUAUGUUAUGGCAGAACUGUUUGAUUUGAAUGGAAUUCUUACAGUAUUUGUCUGUGGGAUAGUCAUGUCACACUAUACCUGGCAUAAUGUGACCGAUAAUUCAAAAGUGACCACAAGGCAUGCUUUUGCAACAAUGUCAUUUAUUGCGGAGACUUUCAUUUUCCUUUAUGUUGGUAUGGAUGCCUUAGAUAUCGAGAAAUGGAGAUUCGCUAGCCACAGUCCUGGAAAAUCUGUUGCAGUGAGUGGUGUGCUGCUUGCUCUGGUUAUGGUUGGAAGAGCGUGCUUUGUGAUACCUUUGGCCAUUUUAUCAAAUUCUUGGAAGCAAUCUAAGGAUCACGAGCUCGGCUUCAAGCACCAGGUUACAAUAUGGUGGGCUGGUUUGAUGCGAGGAGCUGUUUCAAUGGCAUUGGCUUAUAACCAGUUUACAAGGUUUGGCCACACACAAUUGCCAGGAAAUGCAGUCAUGAUCACCAGCACUAUUACAAUUGUCCUCUUCAGUACUGUGGUGUUUGGGUUGAUAACAAAGCCUCUGAUAAGGUACUUGCUCCCUCCAUCAAAAGAUAUCAACAUGAGUACUACUUCUGAACUAUCCCUCGGACUCCCACUUCUCAACGGGCUAGAACAUGAAGGUGAUGUUCCUCGGACAAGCAGUUUGACAAUGUUAUUGAAAAGACCUGCACAAACCAUUAUUUACUUUUGGAGUAAGUUUGAUGAUGCUUUUAUGCGACGCGUGUUUGGAGGGAGGGACUCCAUGCCAGAUACACCAGUGUCUUCAAAUGAAGGAAGUGAUCACGGUUCACUAUUUGGAAGUAAUCCUAGCUUACGUCUCGUUUAG
This is a messenger RNA of Nicotiana tabacum (common tobacco), 1620 nucleotides long. RefSeq names its product sodium/hydrogen exchanger 1-like. Gene Ontology annotation, biological process: sodium ion import across plasma membrane; regulation of intracellular pH; potassium ion transmembrane transport. Gene Ontology annotation, cellular component: plasma membrane. Gene Ontology annotation, molecular function: potassium:proton antiporter activity; sodium:proton antiporter activity. The record is from RefSeq and is a predicted model, not a curated record. NCBI's taxonomy places the organism in Eukaryota, Viridiplantae, Streptophyta, Magnoliopsida, Solanales, Solanaceae.